AUGGGCAAGGGCACCGAACCAGUCGUCCUCAGCGAGCCGCUGCCCAAGUGCGUCGUGUUCGACCUCGACUACACCCUGUGGCCGUGCUGGUGCGACACGCACGUGACGCCGCCGCUCAAGCGCCGAGGCGACGACGUCAACCAGGUGUACGACCGCCACGGCGACCCGCUCUCGUUCUACCCGGACGUGCCCGGCAUCCUCCUCCAGCUGCACCGCAGCAAGAUCCACGUCGCCGCCGCGUCACGCACCCACGCCCCAAAGGUCGCACGCCAGAUCCUCGACCAGCUCCUCGUUCCCGGCUCGCUCAACGACGGCGGCGGCAAAGACCCGCUCAACGCGCGCAAGGACAAGGGCGACACAGUGUCGGCCAUCAAGCUGUUUGACUUGAUGGAGAUCUACCCGGGCUCUAAGAUGGAGCACUUCCGCGAGCUCAACCGCAAGACGGGCAUCGCUUUCGAGGACAUGCUCUUCUUCGACGACGAGUCGCGCAACCGCGAGGUCACCAAGCUCGGCGUCACCUUUGUCCUCGUCCCGAACGGUGGCACGACGCGUGCGCUGUUCGAGUCUGGGCUCGAGGCGUGGAGGAAGAGCUGGUCGGACCGGCGGACCGAGUAGAUUGCGAGGUGGCUGAGCGUUCCCGCGAGCGAGACAGAGCCUCGAGACGUGCAUAGACUGUAUAUAGA
Rhodotorula graminis WP1 is the source of this 683-nucleotide messenger RNA. RefSeq lists its product as uncharacterized. The transcript is spliced from 3 exons. The coding region runs from base 1 to 615 and encodes 204 amino acids. NCBI's taxonomy places the organism in Eukaryota, Fungi, Basidiomycota, Microbotryomycetes, Sporidiobolales, Sporidiobolaceae. The record is from RefSeq and is a predicted model, not a curated record. Gene Ontology annotation, molecular function: acid phosphatase activity.